Molecule: messenger RNA, 1837 nt
Organism: Sinocyclocheilus anshuiensis
Lineage: Eukaryota; Metazoa; Chordata; Actinopteri; Cypriniformes; Cyprinidae
Product: solute carrier family 52, riboflavin transporter, member 2-like
Exons: 5
Coding region: 55-1371 (438 amino acids)
Biological process (GO): riboflavin transport
Cellular component (GO): plasma membrane
Molecular function (GO): riboflavin transmembrane transporter activity
Source: RefSeq, a predicted model, not a curated record
GUUGGAGCUGGAUGAAAAGCCCUGGAAAAUCCGCAUGUUGGUUCAGACAUAUAAAUGGCAGAUACAUGGUGGAAUCAUGCCAUUGUUACACAUAUUCUGGUGGCCCUGUUUGGAAUGGGCUCAUGGAUCUCUGUGAACUCAUUAUGGGUUGAGUUGCCAGUUGUUGUAGGUGUUCUACCUGAAGAGUGGAACUUGCCAGCCUAUCUUUCAGUGCUGAUUGCAUUUGGGAAUCUGGGUCCAGUGGCUGUGACUUUAACCCACCACUUUUCUCCAGGAUGGCUGAAUGAACGCUUGGUCAUCCACAUCAUACAAGUGCUAGCAGUGGUUGCAGCUGCAUUUCUUGCUCUCUUUUGGUCUCAGGUGGUCACAGUCGCUGGAGAGCCAAGAUCUGUCCCGUUCAUGCUGCUUACUUUUAUCCUGUCAUUUGUCUGCUGUACUUCCAACGUCACCUUCUUACCAUUCAUGUUCCGUUACCCCCCACAAUACAUCCGGACGUUCUUUGUCGGACAGGGUCUUUGCGCACUCUUUCCCUGUGUGGUCGCUUUGGGUCAGGGUGUAGGGAAACUAGAGUGCGUUGAGACGGCCAACGGCACAGAGCCCCACUAUCUUAAAGAAAAUUUCCCUGCCCAAAACUUCUUCUGGUUCUUGUCUGUGAUGCUGGCAGUUUCGGCCCUCUGUUUUUUCAGUCUGACAAACAGAGUGGUCACUUCGACUGCAGCAGAGGAAAUUCCAAAGACUGAACAGGAAACAGUGAGAACGGAGGAAGAGACACACCCUUUACAAAACGGAGGUUCCCCAGUUUCUGAGGAACAAGUUGAAGUUGAAAAACAGGCACCUGUUGUGGCCUUCUGGACGUCACGCAAUAUAUACCUGCUCCUGUUGCUGGGAAUAUCCAAUGCUUUGACCAACGGUGUGCUGCCGUCCGUGCAGAGUUUCUCCUGUCUGCCUUAUGGCACCAUGACCUUUCACCUCUCUGUUGUCUUGGGCAACAUUGCAAACCCUCUGGCCUGCUUUGUGGCCAUGUUUUUCCUACUUAGGUCCAGCAUUGGUCUUGGAAUGGUGUCACUGGGAGGCUGUAUUUUUGCUGCCCAUCUCAUGGCCUUGGCUGCGCUGAGUCCCUGUCCACCACUUUUAGGAAGUCAGUCUGGAGUUGCUCUAGUGAUCAUAUCCUGGAUCAUCUUCACCGGCUUGUUCUCUUACCUGAAGGUUGUAGUUGGGACUCUGCUUCACGAAGCAGGGCAUGCAGCUUUGCUUUGGUGUGGAGUCUUCAUCCAGGCUGGCUCUCUCAUUGGAGCUCUCACGAUGUUCCCUUUAGUCAGUGUGUACCAGGUCUUCCAGCGAGCCCAGGACUGCACAGACAACUGCAGUUAAUAUUACAGCACUUGAUUUUACACUCACUCUAUGCCUUUAUACAACAGGUAUCACUUCUAAUCUAACAUGGAAAAAGAUGGUAAACCUGAUGCCUUCACAGGACAUUUCAAGUUAAUGGCAAUGCAAAAAAAGAGCUACACUUGAUCACAUUGCUUAUCUUUGUGUUACCCGAUGGCACAUUGAGAAUGUAAAUAAUAUGUGGUUGAUACAUUUGAGUCACUUUAAAUGUGUGUGUGAACACCUUGACCUUGAUCUAGAUUAAGUGAGAAGUGUUUUCAUGCACCAAGACAAGACAUCUGUGUUUGGAUAUCAGAGCAAGUCUGAUUUCAUAAUGGAAAACCUUGGUAUCAGCAUGUCAGCAAUUGUUUAGACCAGAAAUCACAAGUCAGCGAUCUAUAACUACAAUAUAAACUAUCCAGUAAGUAGACUUAUACUGUCUAUACAGUAGUAGUAUUAUACACAGUAU